Messenger RNA from Callorhinchus milii (elephant shark), 1361 nucleotides. RefSeq lists its product as uncharacterized. The record is from RefSeq and is a predicted model, not a curated record. Lineage: Eukaryota; Metazoa; Chordata; Chondrichthyes; Chimaeriformes; Callorhinchidae. Gene Ontology annotation, molecular function: transmembrane transporter activity. Gene Ontology annotation, cellular component: membrane. The transcript has 6 exons. Bases 51 to 1361 code for a protein of 436 amino acids. Gene Ontology annotation, biological process: transmembrane transport.
CACCUGUUUGUCUCCCUGACUAUUGUUUGGGAUUUUUUGCCCCCAACAAGAUGAAUCUGAGGCAUAUCAUCACAGUGGAGCCAGUUGUCUUUCUCUUCUUUACUGGGUCUUUCUUGUGCACACCAGCACUGCAACAGCUUGCACUGAAAAAGAUUUGUGAGGAGAUAUAUAUUAAAGAAGAAAUAUGUGGGGAUCUCACAUACCAUCUGAAAGAGUCUCAAGUUGUCCAAAGUAAAGUUUCCUAUUUUUUGCUUUUCUACACUUCUAUCCUGACCUUCGUGUCCAUCCCACCAUCUAUUUUGCUUGGCUCCUGGUCCGACCAGGGGCGUCACAAGCUUGGCAUGAUCUUACCCAAUAUUGGUGCAGCGUUCAGUGGAAUUAUCUUCAUAGCAAUUGUGGAAGUUGAAGGCAUGUCUAUCUACUGGUGUUUUCUUGGUGCAACAUUUAUGGGACUGUCUGGGAAUUAUGUUGCGAUUAUUCUCAGUAUCUUUAGUUAUGUGGCGAGUAUUACAGACCAGCAGAACCGUACCUUGCGUUUUGGGAUAGUGGAGGCUAUGAUCCUCAUUGGAGGAACUGUUGGAUUCCUGCUGAGCGGCUGGCUGCUUCAAUAUUAUACCUACAUUUUUGUUUUCAGUGUAUUUUGCGGGUGUCAUUUAGUGUCUAUUUUGUAUGUGAUCCUGUGGCUGCGGGAGCCAGACGAUGUUCCCGAACAAGUGAUGGAAGCUCCCCCUGCUACAAGUGGCACCACCCAGAUAGCUUCUAUUUUUUCACCUUUUGUAGAAAUGUGGCAUUCCUUUUCCAAGGUGCGAGAAGGACAAGACCAUUUCAAGCUCCACCUCAUUUUCAUUUGUUGCAUGCUCAUCAACAUUUCCAAUGCAGGUGAGAUGUCAACUAUAAUUCUAUUUCUGAUGUAUCCACCACGCCACUUUUCCAGUGAACUAUAUGGAAUAUUCACCGCCGUUAAGAUGUUUCUUUCAGGAGCUGCCAUGCUAUGUCUCUUCCCAUUAUUACUCCGCUGCAUCAAUGAAAUGACGCUGGCCAAAGUGGCAUUAUUGGUGAGGGCUGUAUCAUUUGUUCUGCUGGCCUUAUCCACGCACAACUUAACAAUAUUUCUGAGCGCUGUAUUGAACUGUAUUUCUGGCUUCAGUAUGGCUGUGUUGCGCUCAGCAACAUCCAAGAUCGUGCAAGCAAAUGAACAAGGUGCAAUAUUUUCCUGUAUGUCAUCUAUGGAAAUGUUGUGUAUUUUAACUGGAGUGGGUAUAUUUAAUUCACUUUAUCCACAAACACUCACAUCAUUUCCUGGAUUUGGCUUCAUCGUAAUGGCAGGCUUCCAAGUGAUUGUGCUGAUCCUCAUACAGUAA